Molecule: messenger RNA, 717 nt
Organism: Aspergillus fijiensis CBS 313.89
Lineage: Eukaryota; Fungi; Ascomycota; Eurotiomycetes; Eurotiales; Aspergillaceae
Exons: 7
Coding region: 1-717 (238 amino acids)
Source: RefSeq, a predicted model, not a curated record
AUGUUUUUGAGACUGAGCAAUCGGGUUGCAUAUGCGAGGCCUCCGGACAGAAAUCUCUUCCUUGAAGAGAACGGCCGCACAUAUCAUGAAUAUUGGAGAGGAGUCUGUAUGUUACCGUGUGAUGAAGAGGAGCAGGACCGUCUUGAUCUGUUCCAUAAGCUAUUCACGGUAGCACGGGUAUUCUUCGAUGUGGGAUUUGGGACAGAGACCUGGGCUAUCGAUGUCGCCCAUAAAUAUCCCGAUGCCUUUGUUGUUGGGAUGGAUCUUCCUUGGCCGCUUGGUGAAGACCCCUGGGAUCUUAUUCAUCUGCAGAUGGGAUGCGGCAGUGUCAUGAAAAUCGAUUUCGAACCUCGCUGCGCCAAUUGCUCUUUGAACGCACUGGCACUAGGCCAAUGGUACCAGUACCUAAAGCAGGCAACACAGGCCACUAUAGCCCGGAAAGAGGCAGCUUUUACCCAAAUCGACCAUCGGAUGAUGAAAUUGCCUCUCAAUCCUUGGCAUGAUGAUGAACAUGAGACAAAGGUUGCUCGCUGGUAUAGCCUAGCUUUUUCCGAGAGUCUCGAGACCCUCAGUCUUGCUCCUUUCAGUCGCGUGCUCAAAUGGCCUUUGGAUAGGAUCAGACAUCUAGCAGCUGAGGCUAACUCAGAGGCCUUUAACAAGGAACUCCGUGCUUACAAUAUCUUACUAAGCGAGCCUUUCCCCAGCCAUAUCUUCUGA